AUGAAUAAUCAAAAAUUGCCAGACUUGUAUGAGUUUUUGGGUGUUACACCAGAAUCAACAGAUGAUCAAAUAAAGAAAGCAUAUAGAAAAUUGGCAAUGAAAUAUCACCCAGAUAAAAAUCCAGGUUCAGACGAAAAGUUUAAAGAAUUAAAUGCAGUUUACGAGAUAUUAUCAGAUCCACAAAAAAAGAAAACCUAUGAUUUAUUUAGGGAUUCUAAUAUGUCAAUGCCAGAGUUUGCAGCAAGAAGUGGUCAAGAUUAUGCAACAUUAGAGAAAGAAAUUGAAGGUUUUAUGUGUGGUUCCGUUAUAGGUUUAUUAUAUUCUCUAAUUGCAAUCUCUGUUAAUAUUAUAUUUGGUAUACCUUUAACAACUGCUUUCUUUCCAUCAAUGGUAUUUUUUAUAUCACCAGCAAUUAUAACAAGAGGUAGUAAUUUUUCAAAGGGAUUUAUAUUGGGAGGAGCAACUGGUGUAAUAAUGUCACCAGUAUUCUUUGCAGUUCAAAUCUUUUCAUAUAGUAAAUAUUUAAUUGAAAAACCAAUAAGAUAUAUUUUGGGUAAAAGGGAUGGUACAAACUCAACAAAUGUUGGUAGCGCACCAACAUUACUAUUGGACGAAGAGGAUUGGGAGUUUAUAAACAAACAAAAGUUAGAAUACGAAAAAAUAGAUGAAAUCGAAAGAAAUUGGACAUUUUUACAUGAAAAUCAAGAUAAAUAUAAUAAUCACGACUUUAGAAACCUAUCAUUAUUUCAAAGUUCUUUAGAAAAUAUUAAAACAACCGUUAGAGUUAUUAAAGAACAUUAUGAAAAACAAGAUAAUUCUUUUGAAUCUGAAUUAAUUUUAACAAAAUUAUUAGAAUCUUUAGUUUUUAUCAAUGAUAUAGAACUUAUUUUUAAUACUACAAAUACAAAUACAAAUACAAAUACAAAUACAAAUACAAAUACAAAUACAAUUACAAAUGCAAACAAUAACAAUAAUAAUAAUAAUAAUGAAGGAAAUAAUAGUGAAGAUAGUGGUAGUACCAAUAAAGAAAAUAAUCAAAGUAUUAGUAAUGAUAUUGAAAGUGUUAAAAAAAGAAUUGAAUCAGUUUUAAAUUUGGUUUUAGGGUUUAUUACAAGUGAACAUAGUGGUUAUUUAGUGAAUAUGAGAAUUUUAACCUUAAUAAAAAAUAUGGAGAUAUUUUUAGAAGAAUACGUUUUUAAUCAAUUUGAAUAUUAUCAAAUUUAA
Molecule: messenger RNA, 1224 nt
Organism: Dictyostelium discoideum AX4
Lineage: Eukaryota; Evosea; Eumycetozoa; Dictyosteliales; Dictyosteliaceae
Exons: 4
Coding region: 1-1224 (407 amino acids)
Source: RefSeq, a predicted model, not a curated record